Coregonus sp. 'balchen' is the source of this 9937-nucleotide messenger RNA. The record is from the annotation of a GenBank genome assembly. Lineage: Eukaryota; Metazoa; Chordata; Actinopteri; Salmoniformes; Salmonidae.
AUGGACUUGUAUCACGUUUUGGAGAUGAUAGGAGAGGGCUCGUUUGGACGAGUGUAUAAAGGACGUAAAAAGUUCAGUGGCCAAGUGAGUAUAUUGCAUAUUAUUUGGAAAAUAUUAACGUUACACACUGACUUUUCUUCUGUACGUUAACUUGAGCUUUGACUGCCAUCCGAGAGCUUGGAGUGCAACCAUUCAUUGCGUAUCGAUUUUGUUUUGGUCCAUUGUAGGUCGUGGCACUAAAGUUUAUCCCCAAGGUGGGCCGUUCUGAAAAGGAGCUGCGCAAUCUCAAAAGAGAAAUUGACAUCAUGAGGGGACUUCAACAUCCAAACAUUGUCCUGCUAUUGGACAGCUUUGAGACUGAAAGAGAGGUAUGUAAGCUGUUGUCUUCUCCUACAUAUAUGUCAUCACUUAUACGUUACAUUAUUACUUAGCAUGGAAGAUACAUGCAUACAAUACAUUGUAAUUACAUUGAUAACAUUAUGAUAAUGCUGUCUAUUCAUGGCAGGUUGUUGUUGUGACUGAGUAUGCAGAGGGAGAGUUGUUCCAGAUCCUUGAAGAUGAUGGGAACUUACCUGAGAGCCAGGUAAAGCCAUUGACUCAUAAUGUAGUAGGUUAUUUCUCAACGUAUUACAAUAAGAAUGGCAAAGUACCGUAAAAUAAAACCUAUUAUUGAUCAAACAGCAGAUAUUCAUGCAUGUAUUUUUCAUCCUAUGCGAAGGUCCGUGAGAUUGCCUGCCAGCUGGUCUCUGCCUUGUAUUAUUUGCAUUCCCAUCGGAUUCUCCACCGUGACAUGAAACCACAGAACAUUCUGCUGGGCAAAGGAGGGGUGGUGAAGCUGUGUGAUUUUGGGUGAGUGUAUUUGGUGCUGAAAGGACAGCCUUUGUGUUGAAGGAGAACUUUGUGGUGUUGAAAGCUGUGACAUUCAAUCCGUUAAGAAAAGCUCUGACGAAGGCCAACAGGCCAAAACGUAAGCUUUAAUAAAAACAGUGAGACUGGCAAGAACAGUGUUCGGGUUUCUCUUUACUUUCAAGUAAUCUCAUUGUUACCAUGCACCUGCAACAGACAUCUCAGAUGUGUGAGUGCCUUUUUGAAUUUUGAUUCAAUCAGUUAUAGAAAUCUCACUGAUGAGGGCACACACUUUAUUAUAUGGAUGCGUAAAGGAAACUCAAGUGGAGAAUGAUGCCUAAUUAUACCCUAUAGUGAGUCUGUCUGCCUUUAACUGUGGCUGUGUGUGUCCUAUCCUCCAGAUUUGCUAGAGCCAUGAGUGUGUCCACCCUGGUCCUGACCUCCAUCAAGGGGACGCCCCUCUACAUGUCCCCAGAACUGGUAGAGGAGAAGCCCUACGACCACACAGCCGACCUCUGGUCUCUGGGCUGCAUCCUCUAUGAGCUCCACACGGGGGCGCCACCCUUCUACACAAACUCCAUCUUUCAGCUGGUCCAGCUCAUAGUCAGAGACCCUGUCAAGUGGCCGGACACCAUGAGCCAGACCUGCACGGUACUACAGAGUCCCUGUUAACUCUGAAUUAAUCCAGUGUUUUACCUUGAAAUACAAACUGAAUCAUGCUAUGUUUCACAGUGAAACAAUAGGGGAACUAAUAGUGAAACAUUUAGUUUGUGUGAUUCAAUUUGGAAUUGAAACUAGUGAUUUUAAGCUUAUGUAUAUUAAUUAAGAUAGCAUUAACAUAUUUAGAGUCCCAUCACCACAUGGCUUGUUUAUAAUCUUUCCAUGCUAGACUUUCCUGAAGGGUUUGUUGACCAAAGACCCACAGAAGAGGUUGUCGUGGCCACACCUCCUAAAACACCCCUUUGUUGCUGAUGGAGUUCUAGGUAAGACCCUUUUUUAAUUCUACAUUCUAUUUUUUAUAAUAGACCUCUUUAAAGAACAGACUGCUAUAAUAGACAUAGAGACCUCGUCUAUAACAGACCUCUGAUAUCUUUGUGUUGUUCCUUGUGUUGUUGUUGUUGUUUUUCUCUGCAGUUCUGUCAGACCCCGUUGCAUCCAGCCCGCUGACAGUGGCCCCCAGCCUAGACCUGCAGGCUCGUAAACUCCAGCAGGCAGCGCAGAAAGCAGCGCCACAUGGUGGAGAGGGGAGGUUACUGCGCAAGGCCAGGGAACAGAGGGACAAGAGGAGCAGACAGGUGGGCAGACUGGGCCAGAGCUCGACAUUAACGCUUGUCCGCUUGCCUGGGACAAGUGGGGGAAAAAAAUAGCAGGGCAAGCAGACUAAAGAUUGAAGUUGACCAAAUGGACAAGUAAAAAAAAUCACACAAAAACCACAAUAUCAAACAAUUACUCCGAUCAGAAAUUGGAUCAGAGUGUCAUCCGGAUGCGCACUGUUCUCCCAAUUUCAGCAGAGCGCAUCGGAGUAGAAUUGUUUUGCAUUGAAAGGAACAAGCAGUCUUUUUCAAUCACAGGGGCCGGUUGCACCAGUUGGUCGUAAGCCCUUCUAUGAGUUAUGGUGUUAAAUUGGGACUAUGUCAUGAUAGGCACAGAAAAUAUUUAGCAAUCUAGAUUUUUAAAAGCAUGUGUCUCGGGUUCAUAUUGCACACACUCUGCAGGCUUUCGGAGUUGCAUAUGCGUGAGUCAAUUGCAAAUUGCCUACACUUGAUUUAAGGUUACAUUAGCAAAUGUUUCUUAUCAGUGAUAGAUGAGACAACGAAUAGAUGAGCUAUCACCUCCACUUAUUUGCCCAGCUAGAGAUCAAUGAACCAAAUACACAGACAGAGAUUCGGUUAAACAAAAUCACAUUGAUUGAUUAGUCUAUCAGACAUGUCAUGGGUUUUUGGUCGGGAGAAGGCUACUACGCAAGUGAAGAGAAAAAUAAUCCACUUGUUGAGAUGAGCAAACUAGACUAAAGAUGAUCAUAAGCACUCACCUCAAUUAAGCUAACAUUUUCCUGACCUAAUUGUAACCAAAUAUCCAAACGGAGAUUCAGUGAAAACUAAAGUCUGACAUUGAUUGAUCUGUCAAGACGAGUCCCCAGUCCCCACGCUUGUCUCAAAUGAUGGCGCUGUCCCAAUCAAAACAGUGCUGAAAUGAUCAUCUAUUCCACACGCGGCUAUUGCUUUAAUUUUUAUUAACGGUUGGUGGCUUUGGGAGUUUCAGAAUGUUUUAUCCUUAUGAGGAUACCUUGCUUUGAAGUAGCCUACUUUAGCCAUUUGAUCCCUGAUUAAUUGAAUGAGGGAAUUAUUUUAUAAAGACAUAAAAAGUAUUUAGUUGUAAUUGUAGUGUUGCAAUAUUUUAUAGGCUACUUAAGGCGUCAGCAUGCUUCAGUUCGGCUGGCGCCUAGCCUAACCGAACGAGUGUGCUUGCAUACUCCCUUAAAAGACAUUUGCUUGAAAAACGAGAAAAAAGUGGCAAUAGUACUGUUUGUCCAUUUUGAGAUGGCGUAGCCAGGAAACACUUCUUCAAAAUAGUCAUAAUUAAUUAAAGAUAACUCAAAUCUGUCAUUCAUUGUGACGUUUUUGCAAAGAGAUCUUAGUUGCAGAAUUUUACAUGUAACUAAGAUUUUUGGUGCAGUAUUUUUCAAUGAAAAAUUAUGCAUGAAAACGAGUUGUCUCUCGUUGAACGACAACAAAGACUUUAUUGAAGAGUUCCUACUGUUGACCAAUCACCGACGAAGGGGCGUAGACUUCGGCUUGCCUCCAGAUUGUUGUGCCCGAUAAGCCGAGAAAACCCUCACCGAAGUCCAAAACGAAUAACAAUUUCACAAAAUGUCGUCAUUAUAUAUACACAAACUCUACCGAACUGGGAAGCAUGUGGACGCCUUUAGGGUGGCCAACCAUCCACCAGGGGAGCCUUAAAGGGGCAGUGUUGUAUUUUGAUAGGCAGAGUGAAGCCUACAUUUUUGCCAAGUUUUCGAUGGUAAUAAUAAUAAUGAUAAUAAUGCAUUUUAUUUUGUAAAGUGGUUCCUUGCAUCAUAUAAUGCUGUAAAAAUUGUGUUACAGACCUUUUUUAUGGGGGGUGACUUGAGCUUUCGAACAAGUAAAAAAUCUGUCCUACUUGUCCGAAGGUUAAUGUCAAGCACGGUGGGCACAAAGUGACAGACAAAGCUGUUUAAUCAACACACAGUAUCAGGCCAGAAAUGUUGUAAAAGUAAAGUAUCAUGUGUGUCAUAAUUGUGUGUGUCUUAGUCAUGAGCGUACAGUACAUAGAAAUGGAAAGGAAGAACAAGAUGUUCUAUUCACUAUGACUUUCACACUCAUCUACACUCUAUGCUCAGGUGGGAAACAGAAAGACUGAAUCAUCUAGUCAGGCACCUUCAAGGAAGCCCCUGUCCAAAGACAGCCUGGUGGCUCCCUCAGAUGGUUUGGAUCAAGAUCUGUCACAAUUAACCGCCAAUCUGAGUCUUACCCCGAAACAGUCUGCCAGUGAGAGAUCCACUAACAGGUACAGUGUGGUGAGACUUUAAAACUCCAAGCAGUCUACUCCCGACAGACAGGUGUGUUCUAUGAAAAUGAUCAAUGGAAGGCACUCGCACAUCUGAGGGUUGCUUCUCCACGUGCAUCGUAAAUGUUCAAAGCUUUGACAAAGGCUGUGAAGCUGAAACGUUACUAAUUUGUAAAAGUCUUUAUGUAAAUGUUAAGGGCUUUCCCCGUGUUCCCAGCAGGGGUCAGAUCAGCCGGGACUACGAGCAGGAGUUCCCCUCUGUGGAGAUUGGGCCCCGACAGGCCCUGAGGCGACCUGAGACUGAGGAAAGGGGCCAGGCCAGGACCAGCCUGAGUGCUGUGAGGCUCCACAGCCAGGUUAGUGUCACUGCUGCUGGAGAGAAGUGCUCUUUGAGAGACAAAAGUCUAGGAUAGGGUUUUGGGGUUUUAUGAGUUUUGCUUCAGCUUAUCAUGGUUUGUAAUUCAUUGUUGGGUCUUUACCACUUUUUGUUAGGAUGUUGACAGUGAUGAGGAGUGGGAGAGGUUGAUCCAGCAGACCUCUGUUUCCAGCGGCCAAACCAUUCAAAUCAUACCUCGAUUGAAAGAGAAGUUGCUGACAUCCAAAACUCUGGUAACUACUACUCACAGGCAACUACAGUAGAAUCAAGUUAAUUGAAUUCAAUGCCACCGUAUAGACAUGUCCCUGUAUGUCUUCUAUUCUGGUGACAAAUCCAAUUUCCCCUCUGAGGAUCAAUAACGUUUAUUCAAAUGUAUUAUUUGACAUAACCCUGUGUUCCUGUCUUCUUGGUCAGCUAUUGGAUGGUAUCCUGGAGGGGGCGUGUCAAAUCCGUCAGCCGCUGAAGGUCCUGUCCAACCUGAUCUUGACCUCUGACUCAGAGGACUCCCAUCGACUCAGACAGGAAGUUGGACUACCUAAUUUCCUGUUCAACCUGGUCCAGGAUAUUGUGGAGAAUCCAGUCGUCGUUAAGGUUAAUUUGGUGACAUUAUCGACAAUAUUUUCAUAGAUCUGGACUUGGUCUUCAAUAAUGCAAUGAGAUUGGGAGAAAACUAUUUGAUGACUGUUUUAUUCAAGUAAAUAUGUGCCCGUAAGGAAAUAGCAAUGUUCAUUUCGGUGGAUAUCCCCUCAACUGCUAACUCUCUUUUUCUGUCUCUCUCUUCAUGUUAAUAAUCUCCAUCAGCAACCGUGGAGUGUGACAGUACUGGGGGAAGUGAUUGUUCUACUCUUGAACUAUUGGGAGAAGCACUGUGACUGGCAACAAGCAGAGAACAAGUUUGUUUCUUCAUUUCUUCUCCCCCCUUAGUGGUUUAAAAUUGGUGUAUUUAGUACAUUUACAUAGUUCUGAGGUCAUAGUUUUAAAAUUACAUAAUGCUUAACAAUAUUUCAAUGUCAUAUGACACAUAAAACCUCUUCUCACUGUAGACUGGAAGAUUACGCCAUGCCUUUUUUCAAGAUUCUGCUUCGGCCUGACCCUAACCCUUUGGCAGUAAGUAUGAAACCACUCAAAGAAAUGCAGUAGGCUAGUCAUGUUGAAUUGGCUCUGAACAGACUCCUUUUCUCCAUCUCACAUCUAGCCUCUGGCAGCAGCCGUUUUGGCCAUAUUCAGCCAGUGUGGAGUCUCUGUGGAUGUUAGCAUGGACAGGAUCACUGCCCAGCUCAACAAGCUUCUCUCAGACUCCGAUGAGGUAGGCUAUGUGUGUCUAUUAAAUUGCGUAACUAAUGUACUAAUAUGAGUGUAUGAAUGAAUGGGCGGCAGGUAGCUCAGUGGGUAAGAGCGUUGUGCCAGUAACCGAAAGGUCGCUGGUUCUAAUCCCCGAGCCGACUAGGUGAAAAAUCUGUCGAUGUGCCCUUAAGCAAGGCACUUAACCCUAAUUGCUCCUUUAAGUCGCUCUGGAUAAGAGCGUCUGCUAAAUGACUAAAAUGUAAAAAAAUUAAAUGAAUGGUGUUAUGUGUAAAUAUUUUACAUAUGGAUUUUAUACAAAUUAUUUGUAUGACAGCUUUAUUUAUUUAUUUAAAUAGUUUUGCAAUGUAAAAAAAAAAAAUGAUUUGUUGUGUCUGACUAGACUGUUCCCUCUCCCAGCCACGCGUCCCGUUACCACCAGGCUGGGGGUUCUGUGAUGGCUUCUUGUCAUUGGUUCUCCACACCCUAACUGAGGUUAGUUGUGCCUGCAUACAGAUUUGUCAAUGACCAGAAUAUUUCGAUCCAUAAAAAAAUAUAUCCCCUUUUAUUCUCUGGACAGAAUGAAAACCCUCCACACUCUGCUUCUUUGGAUCCAAGCAUUCUGCGCCUCCUAUGGGCGAAAGUUGGUACUUCACUGGAGAAGACAUCAGCCAAAACAGAGUUCUGCUCCUCAAACGGUAUAAACUAGACCACCUGAUAAUGUUGGUCUCUCACCAACAUUUAACACAAUGAAGAAGGCUAAAAUGGAAACGUCUGUGUAAUCUGUUUCCCUGCCUGCUUAAAAAAAGACAUUAAACAACAACAAAAAUAUUGUCUGGAAUUCUGUUUUGGACAAGUUUUAGGUUGAGCGCGAUGUUACAUGCUUUCUCUCACCAUUCUAACAUAAACGGUUUCCAUCUCCUCUCCCAUCAGGACUGUAUGUGUUCCUGUCCCUCGCCCUUUUUGUCCUUACCAGGGACCCGUACAGCUGUGUUCCCCUGUUCUCAGACAGCGACACAAACUGUAUACUCACCCUGGGCCACCUGCUCACCACUGAUUGGUUAGUGACCUCUCCAUCUCUCUCUCCCUCUAGCUGUCUUCUCGCAUAACACAUCUUCUUAUCCACUAGUGAUUAUCCCAUGAAUACUUGUAGCAUACCAACAGUCAAUCACUGCCAUACUGUCACGGUGGUGAUAUGUGGAGAGUGCCUCGUCUCUUCCAGUGUUUCCAGGCCGUCUGAGGAGACUCGCGGCCAGCUUUGGGGUGGUGACUCCAGUGUGAACAGCCUAUCAGUGUUGAGCUGCCACCUGCUGUGUUUCCCCUUUGCCCUGGACCUGUCGUCAGAGACGAUGGACAGACUACUCCAGCUGUACCACAGCGCUGGCAUUGUCUCUGGCCUGCUGCAGGUCAGGCUCUCCCCUUACAAGAACAUUGUUAAGCCUUUGGAUGUAUGAGUAUAUAUUGACAAUGCGCAAAGACCCCACUCUUAAUUGAUCUCCCUCUCUGUUGACAUGUCUGUCUGACAUACCGAGUGACCUUACCGUUUUUUAUGAUGCAAUUUAAGAUAACUCUUGCUCAAGUCACACAUCAGGUUCAUCCCACAACUGCUAUUCCUCCACACUGCUGUCUUGGCACCAUUGGGAGAACAUUGUGUUGUUCAAUGUCAAUGUCUGGUGUCUUUGACGGUUGAACUGGAUUGUGUGUGUUUGUUUUUUUUCUGUUCUGUACCAGGUUGUCCAGUCCGUUCCUCCGUCUCUCCUGGAACUGCCUCUCUCUCUGCUGUGUCGCCUGCUGCUGUGUGACCCCAGCCGCUCUGUCCCCUGCUUCACAGCAGCUACCAGGGCCCAAGGCUUCUUCUCUCCACCCAGCAGUGACCCCAAGGAGGAUAGAAGAGACCAGGCCCCAGCCUCCAGGGUCAGGGACCAGGCUGGGCACCCAGUGUCUGUGUCUAGGACUGCCAGCUCCCUUCUCUCUGCCCUGCUAAAGCCUGAUAGUGAAGCCCUGUGGGGGUCGGCCGUGGAGCUCCUCACCCUGCUGUCCCAGGCUGCCCGCUGCUCCCCCAGGUCCCGACCUUCCACCCCUCAUCUCCACCUGGAGACUGCUCCCCUGCACCAGGCCCUGGCUCACCCAGACGACAGGGUCAGAUCUGCUGCCUGUAGCCUGCUAGGUAACCUGGACCCGUUUACACCUCCUAAUCCUCCCUCCACAAGUGACCCACAACGGACCCGGCUGCAACCCGCCAUCCUCAGAGACAUAAUUGGCUGUCUCCACGACCCCUCUGCGUCCGUACGGAGGAUGGCCUGCAGGGCCGUGGGUAAUUGGCUGGGGCUCAUCGGAAAGGCAGGGUUUAGAACACGGAGAGCCAGUGGGAGAGAGGCCAGUAUUGCCCGUAUUACAGCCCGGGACAGGAAGAAGGGCAAGCCAGACAAGACUGUGUCCUCCCAGUCCCUGGUAGGAGCUAGAGGAGACUCAUCCACAACACUCAAACAGCAAGUAGCAGACCAGGAGGAUGGCAGUGGAUGGGUGAAGGAAGCCAAUGGGGCAACAACCAAGCUACUCUCCCUCAUAACGGACCCUGAUGCGCUGACACGCCGCCACUGCUGCGCUGCCCUUGGCAACAUGGCCGCCGUGGAAGGGGGUGUGGCUUCACUGCUGGAGGGAGACGUGCCCCUCCUCCUCCUACAGGCCGCCUGUACCGACUCCCAGCAUGCAGUCCAACGAGCGGCCGUCACUACCCUGGGCUUAUACAGCCAACAGGACGCACUACGACAGGUAAUAGAGGGUGAUAUUACCAAGGGGUAGACAUUGAAAUAAAUAUAAGUUUAGUCGGAGUGGGUCAAAUGUCGACUGUUAUCCCCUCAGAACCCCUUGCUUACACAAACAUUAUUUAUUUAUCAGUCUUUCUAUUAUAUAAUUUAUUGAGUUUCUUGUAUGUUGCCAUAUCUCAUGUCAUGAUUGAACACCAAAACUUUCUUAACUCACCAUUGCCUUGGGUCAUUUAACUCUGGAUGCAACACUGCAUGUCUGCUCACACACACACAUUCACUCUCUCCCACUCUCAUGCUUACACACACACACACUCACACUCUCACACUCUCUCUCACACACACACACACACACACACACACACAUUCUCGCUCUCUCUAACACAUACACAAACAUACACACUCUGUCUCUCUACUCAGACCAUAUUCCAACCUCUCUCAUCUGUGCCUUAAGGCUCUGCUGUCCCUUGAUGCACGUGAGAAACUUCGUCAGGCUUCACAGCAUGUAGCACCUCCACAGUGUGACUACUGUCAGAUCAUCAAGCUGCUAUGAAGGCCAGUGCAGUGGGUGAGAGAAUAGUGUGUGUCUAUUUGGUAAAAUCAGUCUUGUGGAUCAGCCCGUCUGCUUUUGCCUUAAUACUGGGAUUCAAUGUAUAAGCUGGAUGCCGGAUGCUGUAUCCUCUAUCCAUAACCCAUCUGUGCAGCGCGCUGGUUUAUAAAAUGAUUGCCAUCAAUAUUUGAUGUCUUUGUUUUAAAAGAUAAAAGCAAACUUCAUUACAUUGAGGGAUUGUCAUUUGUCAGUUGGGAUAACUUGUUAACAUGUUUUACUCUCUUGAAUUGAAAGGAGCAUAAUUUAUUUGUUUAGUUUGGCCAAUAUGUUCUAAGUGCCUGUAUAGCGUUAACUGGUACAAUGAGGUCUGGAGUUGUACGAUGCAAGUCAAGUUUUUUGAGUGUUUCUAAUGUAAUUUGUAAUGCUUUGAAUUUGAUUAAAACAUGUAGUGUAGGCCUAUCAGAAAUUGAUAGAUUUUGUUUAACAAUGUAAAAAUAUGGUUUUCAAGUAAUUCUUGAGGAAGACUUUUGAAUUGUUAUGCACUGGUAUUAAUAAACCCUCCUGUGCCAUUCU